This is a messenger RNA of Pistacia vera, 1295 nucleotides long. RefSeq lists its product as uncharacterized. NCBI's taxonomy places the organism in Eukaryota, Viridiplantae, Streptophyta, Magnoliopsida, Sapindales, Anacardiaceae. The transcript has a single exon. The record is from RefSeq and is a predicted model, not a curated record. Gene Ontology annotation, biological process: defense response. The coding region runs from base 59 to 889 and encodes 276 amino acids.
UUAUAUCCUUUUUAUUCUCUUCAUUUUGCUCCUUGUUACCAGGAAACAGGCAAAUAUAAUGGAGUGGAGCACCCUGGAAAUCAAAGUUAUUUCCUGCACUGAUCUCAAAACCUUUAACUUCUUCCAGAAGCUAUCUGUGUAUGCAGUAGUCUCCAUUGCCGACGGCGAAUUGAAGAAGAAAGAGCAGCAGCAGAAGUGUCUGCAGCGCCAAAAGACUCCCAUAGACAGAGAGGGAGGUUCACAUCCUGAGUGGAAUCACCUGUUGCAAUUCAAUCUCAGAGCUCUUGGUGAUGAUUUCAGCCAUCUUUUUGUCAGCUUUGAUUUGAAUUGUGAAGGUGUUGUUUAUGGCAACAAAACUAUUGGGAAAGUUCGAGUUCCGUUGCAGGAUUUGAUCGAUGAAUUCAAUGGAGCGCUGAGGUUUGUCAGGUAUCAAGUUCGCAGCGGCGAUGGAAAGCCUAAUGGGGUUCUGAAUUUUUCUUAUAAAGUUAAUGGGAAGAAGAUCGUUGAGAAGGGUAUUACAACUUCUCCUGAAGUAAAUCUACCAACAAAAGUUGCUCAUACUUCUGCAAAAGUUCAGUACCCUUCACUGGAAUACGAUGAGAAGUCGCAGAAAGUUUGUUAUCCUUCUCUGGAUUAUGUUCAGGUUCAAUCUCCUUUACCAGGCUAUUGUUCACCUUUGCCAAAGUAUGAGUAUAGAUCAACAACAGAAGUUUAUGGUACGACUCAACCAUCACCGCUGGUAUUAUCACCAAGACAACAACUUAUGCAUCCUGUUAUGAUGUCAAAUGGGUCAUUUUGUCAUCCAUACAUACAAACUCCGGGACCAUGGUACAUGUUGGAGUCAACUUAUGGUUAUAAUGUGUAUGGUGGUUCUGGAAUUGGGCAUUAGGCAGGGUUGAUUUUGAAACAUGGAAGCUCUGACCAGGUCCAAAACACAGAGCUUCCAAAUCUCUGGUUUAUGUGGAUUUAAAAGCAGUAGCAGGCGAACUUUAAGUCAGAUACUAUGGGCUAAUAGUAGUUAGGAAUAUGUUAUAUUAUUUGGAUAGCUCUAAUGGUUCAUACAAGAGUAGCGUUACUCGAGGAUAAUACAGAUGAAUCCUAGCAGUGAUUGAGUUGUGUAGUUUGCAGUGCCAUGAAAAUAUGAGUUAGCAUUAUAGCUUGGAAAUCUCUGUUUCAAUUGAUACUAUGUUUACGUUUUGUUUAUUCUGUAACAAUGUAUCACUUUAUUAGUUCACUAUUAUGGAUUCUAAUGACAUGAGAGAAGGGUUAGUUGUAUUGUUUGUAAAAGCUCAUAU